CAGCACAAAAGACCAAGCCCUAAGAAUAUCUCUCCAAUAUGGAGCUUAUUCCAAAACCCUUUAGCCGCAAUCUAAACCGAUACUGGCGGCGGAGACGAUACGAACGGAUCGACGGGGCUCGAAAUGGCCGGAAGAAGAUUCAGGUGACGAGGUUCCAUGGAGCCCCACCGCCUUCUCCGAAGAGGCUCCGAGCAACCCGGCGGCUCCGGAUAAUCGGACUGAGUCUUUCGCAAUCGCCGGUGAAGCUUUGGACUAAGGUGAAGCAUGCUUAUAUUAACAUGAUGCUCAGCUUGGCUGGUAACGUGGGAGACUUGAAUACCAACAACGUUUUCGGAGGCAAACGAAUUCCGAAAUCUCGGCAAAUCCCGGUUGUUUAUUCCGGCAGUGAAAUCGAGGAGAAGUUGAUUUUUGAGAUUUAUAAGGCCCUGCAAAUGGUUCCUGCUCAUCAUAUUAAUGAAGUAAAAGCCGUUUAGAGAAUGAAAUAUUAUUGAUCAUAUAUGUAUGUUUAAUUAAUUUGUAUACAGC
Morus notabilis is the source of this 525-nucleotide messenger RNA. RefSeq lists its product as uncharacterized. The transcript has a single exon. NCBI's taxonomy places the organism in Eukaryota, Viridiplantae, Streptophyta, Magnoliopsida, Rosales, Moraceae. Bases 39 to 473 code for a protein of 144 amino acids. The record is from RefSeq and is a predicted model, not a curated record.